CGACUCGUCUCUAUAAGCUUGAUAAUGGCAUCUUCAAGCGAGUCCUCGGCAGCGUCAGACCACGAGGCGAGUAGCGAGGACGAGACACGGGGUGUGAUUCGCGAGGAUCUAAAGAGCAUGACCCUUGAAGAGAUAAUGCAGCUCAAGGAAGAACUGGGCGCAAAGGUCUACAAGGAGGCGGUGCUAGGCAACAAAAGAGUCAAAGAAAAACAGCCUAAAACAAAAUUAGAGCUGAAACGCUUGAACAAGAAUCGACCUAGGGAAAUAAGUGCUAAGCGACAGGUGCCCUUUUUGGGCGCGGAGCUGCGUGUGGAGCGUAAAAAAGAGGACGUGCUCCGAGAUCCACGUUUCGAUGAAAGCUCGGGCACCUAUAACAUUGAUACAUUCAAGCAAAACUACAAAUUCAUCACGAAAAUACGAGACAAAGAAGUAGUCCAGCUGCAGAAACAGCUGGACAAUGUGCGGGAUGACGACGAAAAACAAAAAAUCAAACACACUAUGCAAAGGCUCGUUAAUAAAAACGUGGAGGACAAAAGGUGGCAUAUCAAGCAAAACUUGUUAAAGAGGGAGCGCCAAGAGAUACAAAAAGCGUACGAAGAGGGUCGCCAGCCGCACUAUUUGACCAAGAAGGAAAGGCGUGCCAGAGAAUUGGUCGCUCAAUUCGAGCAUUUGAAAGAUAGUGGAAAACUGAACAAACAUCUGGAAAAACGACGCAAAAAGAACGCCGCAAAGGAUCGCAAGAGAAUCAGCAUAGAAUAGAUUUCUUAGUUAUAAAUGUAUAUUAUUAACAA
Molecule: messenger RNA, 791 nt
Organism: Drosophila novamexicana
Lineage: Eukaryota; Metazoa; Arthropoda; Insecta; Diptera; Drosophilidae
Product: ribosomal RNA processing protein 36 homolog
Exons: 4
Coding region: 25-759 (244 amino acids)
Biological process (GO): maturation of SSU-rRNA from tricistronic rRNA transcript (SSU-rRNA, 5.8S rRNA, LSU-rRNA)
Cellular component (GO): nucleolus; 90S preribosome
Source: RefSeq, a predicted model, not a curated record